ACUGCUGCUGUUGAUGUGUUGGUGUGUGUGUUUCCGAGCGAGUGAAACAAGUUCAGAAAAGAAAUAUUACCUACUCGAUAGUUUCUCACAAGCAUAUUUGCUUGCGUUGCAACGAUAUUCGUGCUAGCGCACUCCCUCCGAUCCGAGUCUGCUAAGUGUCGGAGCAAUGGCGGUCAAACCCCCAGGCUCAAUGCCCUGGCGCAAAUCACGUUUUCAACGAAAAGGAUAUCCUCCGGAGAUUUUCCAGGACGCGAAAUUUCGCGAGAAGAAGUACCUUUGCUCACAUUGUCACCAGGUGCUUGACCAGCCGCGUAGUGGUCCGUGUGGUCACCGCUACUGUCGACUUUGCCUUGAAGACCGCAUAGAUCGGAUGAGACCCACUGCUGAAUGCUACUGGAAGGAUUGCCAGGCAGUUCUGAAACCAGCCGAGCUGGUGGAUGAGAAAGACUUGGCAAAUGAGCUGGAAAAGCAAACGGUCAAGUGUGAUUCGGGGCUAUGUGAAUGGAGUGGUUGCCUCAGAGAUUAUGUGAAACAUGAGGAAGAAUGUCAGUAUGGAUACUCCUGUUGUCCAUUUGGCUGUGAUGUAAAGACACCUCGACGACAGAUUUCCCGUCACUACAAGCAACAUGCGCUACUUCACCAGGACUUACAAACAGCUGAACAACAACCCGGGGUCAUUGAUCAACUGAAGACGGAAGUAGAGAAGGUUCAGCAUGAUGUGGAUGCAAUGCAGAUGGAAGCAUUGAAGAGAGACAUUCCUUCCACUGACAUCACCACUGUCCUGGCUAAGUUGACAGAGAUCUCAUCAUCAAUGGCCGCACUAACUGCAUCUCAACAAGCUAUCACAGAUCAACAAGAUAAAACACAGCAACAUCUCGGUGUACUUUCGCAGAGACUGGAGAAAGUUGAACUAGAUACAACAGCAUCAUGUGAGCGGAUAGUGCAGGUACACGCCCAGACCAACACAGCGGUCGGUCAACUGCAGGAGGAAAUUCGCAACACCACCACGAACAUUGGUCAACUGCAGGAGCAAAGCCGCAAUACCACCACCAACAUUGGUCAACUGCAGGAGGAAAUUCUUAAGACCACCACCACCAUUGGCAUAUACCUUCGUUUGCUGUUGCUUUCUGGCUUCAUUGUGAUGGUUGCUGUUGCUUGUUUGGAUUCGACUAAAAAUGAUUCUCUCACCAACAACAUCAGUCAACUGCAGGAGCAAAGUGCUACAACCUCAACAAGCAUUGGACAACUACUGGAGCAGCAGCAAGACACUAAUGAUAAGGUUUCACGUGUCUCAGCAGCUGUUACCACCAUUCAACAAGGUGAACAAGAUACAACUGCAGCAUGUGAACGCAUAGUGGAAAUGCAAAACCAGACCAACACAACUGUCCGUCAACUACAGGAGCAAAGUGCUACAACCUCCGCAAGCAUUGGACAACUACUGGAGCAAAGUGCUACAAGUGCCACAAGCAUUGGGCAACUACUGGAGCAGCAGCAAGACACUAGCCAUAAGCUUUCACGUGUCUCAGCAGCUGUUACCACCAUUCAACGAGUGUGGCUAGUGACCAGUCUACCCCUACUGACCAGUGUGACUAAAGACCAGUCUACCCAUACUGACCAGUGUGACUAG
Messenger RNA from Sycon ciliatum, 1627 nucleotides. RefSeq names its product TNF receptor-associated factor 5-like. The record is from RefSeq and is a predicted model, not a curated record. Lineage: Eukaryota; Metazoa; Porifera; Calcarea; Leucosolenida; Sycettidae. Bases 167 to 1627 code for a protein of 486 amino acids. The transcript is spliced from 9 exons.